This is a messenger RNA of Trichobilharzia regenti, 1686 nucleotides long. The record is from the annotation of a GenBank genome assembly. NCBI's taxonomy places the organism in Eukaryota, Metazoa, Platyhelminthes, Trematoda, Strigeidida, Schistosomatidae.
AUUUGUAAUACUGAGCUAUUUGAUAGGUCAAGUCAAGGUCAUUCGACUUUAGUAUCUAUUGUUUACUCGUGCCGGUUAACUCUCAAAGAAAAAUCAGUUCUCUGCAGACAUAUACUACGAGGAUUAACACGUGUACUGGCCACAAAAGCCCACUUACAUCAUUAUUGGACUGUAUUGGAUAUUGGAACAUUUAGCGGCCGUGGUAUCUGUUAUGAACCAAAGUCAUGAGAAGGUUUAUGGACUUAGUUUCCCUACUCGGCAGCGGAAAAACGAACAGAAGCUAUCAGUUAGUUCAGUUUUCAAUCAGGAAUCAGAUGAAGAAGAGGAAAGAGAAUUUAAACGAGCUGACUAUUCCCGUUCAAAUACAAUUGCUCAGAGUAAAAUCAAUCGCAAGACAAAAUCAGAUCUAGAAAAAGCUUUUGAGGAGGACCCUUCAAUUUUUCAAUAUGAUGAGGUUAUAGACGAAAUUCAUGAUAAAAAGUCAAAGGAUGUUUCAGAGACAACUGUCAGAAAGUCUAAAUAUGUAGGCAAGCUGAUAAAAGCUUCAAAUGAACGCAAACUUGAAAGGGAGCUCUGUGCUGAACGGAAGGCUCAAAAGGAUAUUGAAAAAGAAGCUGACUUAUAUGGCGAUAAGGAGUCUUUUGUUACUUCAGCGUACAGAGAAAAACUAACAGAGCUUCGUGCACUUGUAACAAAGCAUGUAGAGGAGGAACAAUUGGAAAGUGUUAUGGAUAUUCGUAAACAAGAUGGCCUAGGAGGGUUUUAUCGUUAUAUGUAUGAUUCUCAAGGCAAAGGCAAUGAAUCGGACUCGGCUACAGAAAGCUCUAAUAAACAACAGUCAACUUCACAGAAACAAAAGCCAUCAGAAACAGAUCGUAAAUCUUCACAUGUGGAUAAGCGUUCAACGAAGAAGUUUUCAGAAGAGAACGCUGAUAAUCAUGAAACUAAUGCAGACACCCAACGGAAUAUGAGUGACAAUAGUAACAGCAGUAGUCGUAGCAGUGGUAAAAACAGAGAUUCGUCACCUUCAGUGAAAAAAACUGCAUCAGAUCGUGAAAGACCGACCUCCAGUGCAUCAACAGCGGAUGAUUCUACUCAGUCGAAGAAUGUUGAGUCAAAAUCUGAUCCCCCAUCAAAACCUAACGUGAAACCAGGCGGUAAUAGUGCUUAUGCAAGUAAAAAGGGUACAGCGCAUGUUAUGAUGGCUCGUCCACGUGUAACUACAGAGGAAGAAUUGGCUGCUGCUCGAGAACGUUAUUUAGCAAGAAAAGCUGCUGGAAUACAUGCAGAGAUUGUCGAAUCAGAUUAAGGGUGUAGUAUAUAGUCUGUAUAUGUAUGUAUGUAUAUUUGUAUUUUUCUAAACUUUUACUCAGAGAUAUUCAUCAAAUAUCGAAUGGAAUAAAAGUUAUUCCUUCAUUUUGUAAAUGUAUUAACUUCAUUCUGUUUAAAAAUUGUUGUAAAUAUCUUUUGAAUGAAAAGAAAAAACAUUCACUAUUUUUCCCUUCAUUUUCUCUUCAUCAUGUGAUUUGUGUAGAUUCAAAUGACUGUAGCACAUCAGUUCACUCACUCUGUGCUUCUUUAUUUCUGUCACAGGUUUGUGUUGACAGUGACCGAAGAGGUUGGCUGUCUUUGACGAUAGAUAUUUGUGUUCUAUUUCUCAUAUAUUAAAUGUUAUCAUAUGGUGAG